AUUUGGAAGUGAUAUUAGCAGAAGUAAAUGCAUAAAAUAAAUUAUUAUUAUUUAGAUGGCAUAAUACCAUUAUUUAUUCAAAUUUAUAAUAGUUGGAGAUGGUAAUGUGGGAAAAUCUUGUAUUUUAUUGAGAUAUACUGAAAAAUAAUUUCGUGAUGAACAUGACACUACAAUAGGUGUUGAAUUUGGAUCUCAAAUUUUUGUAAAAAAUGAGAAAACAAUAAAAAUAUAAAUAUGGGAUACAGCAGGACAAGAUUCAUUCAAGUCAAUAACUAGAUCAUAUUAUAAAGGGUAUAUAAUAAAGAUUAUUUUAGAUCGAUAGGAGUGUUACUAGUCUUUGAUAUAACAAAUGAGGAGUCUUUCCACAAUGUAUUAAAGUGGUAUAAUGAAGUCAAUGAUUAAGCUGCUCAAAACUGUUAAAUUGUGUUAGUGGGAAAUAAAAUUGAUUUGGAAUCACAGUAUAUAUUAAAUAUAUUAAAGUCGAAAAAUAUCAACUCUCUAAGCUAAAGCAUUUGCUGACCAAUACAAAAUGCAAUAUAUUGAGACAUCAGCUAAAACUAACCAUAAUAUUGAUUUAUUGUUUGAAAAUACUGCUAUGGAAAUAGUUGAUAAGAUUGAAAAGAAACAAAUUGAAUUUACUACAGAGGUAUUAAUCAAAUAUCAAUUCAAAUAUAGGAUAGCGGCAUUAAAUUAGGUAAUUACUAUAAACAAUAAAAUACAAAAAAGUAAGAGGAGGAUUGCAAAUGCUGAUUAUUAAAAUUAACAAAGUAUCAUCAGUU
Molecule: messenger RNA, 779 nt
Organism: Paramecium sonneborni
Lineage: Eukaryota; Ciliophora; Oligohymenophorea; Peniculida; Parameciidae
Source: the annotation of a GenBank genome assembly